AUGCCCUCGCUUUGCUCGCUGCCUAUGCCACCACUGAUCGCGCGGCCAGCGUUUCGCGGCAGAACAAUAAAACCCAGCGGUAUAGUACAUGCUGCGGUGAUGUUAAGGACGAGGAGUUGCUCCUCGUCUUCGUUGUAUCGUCCGCUGAUCCACCGUGCAACGUCGACUUCUCAUUCGCAUGCUGCUACGGGGGCGCAACGUUCUAGUUUCGCCACGGGAAGAGCAUGUCCAUGGUCCAACAGCAGCAGCUGCAGAACCUCAUUGUCAGCCUCAUCUUCGUCCCCGCUUUUUUCUUCAACUCGCCCGUUCUCCAGAACAACUACAACAUCAAAGCUCCUCCAACCCGACUUGGAAACCAUCGCAGACGCUUUGUCCGCCCAACUCCCCAAAGAGGACCCGCGCAGCCUCCGUCCCUCCGCGAUCCAGCGCUUUGUCCAGCACGUUUCGCCGGGUAGUAAGGGGUUGACGGAAACGGAGUUGAAAACUAUCCAAAAACUCUGGGCAAAAGCGUUCGACGCGAGGAUGUUUGAGGAGGUGGAAGACUUGAUGGCCGACGCGGGCGAAAUGAGCGACGGGGAAUUGCCGUCGAGAACGACACAAAAUCUGAAGGAGAGCGGCUUUGCGGAAAACACUGAUGCAUAUACGGACGAAGAUGUUGAUGCGGCUGCGAGUGGAGUUGUAGACAGUACAAACACCACAGUCAGAAACGAAAAGAAAACCACAUGAAUGAAAGCAGUAGUGGGCUGCUGGUUUUUUAGUCUUCCUCUUGUAGUGGUAGUGCCUCUACCACAUUCGAUUCU
Molecule: messenger RNA, 800 nt
Organism: Amoebophrya sp. A120
Lineage: Eukaryota; Dinophyceae; Syndiniales; Amoebophryaceae
Source: the annotation of a GenBank genome assembly